Molecule: messenger RNA, 2939 nt
Organism: Phycodurus eques (leafy seadragon)
Lineage: Eukaryota; Metazoa; Chordata; Actinopteri; Syngnathiformes; Syngnathidae
Gene: pstpip1b
Product: proline-serine-threonine phosphatase interacting protein 1b
Exons: 14
Coding region: 122-1345 (407 amino acids)
Biological process (GO): actin filament polymerization
Cellular component (GO): plasma membrane; actin filament; cytoplasm
Molecular function (GO): actin filament binding
Source: RefSeq, a predicted model, not a curated record
UCGACCAAGAGCCCAGUGACCUUAACACGUCAAACUUGUGGCCAUGUGUUUUUAGAUAAUUUAAUUAUUUGUAAGAAAAACUUCAAGGGAAAAGCUUUCACGCUUCUUAAGGAACUAGAAGAUGACACGUUUAAUGUUCAGCGAUGCUUUCUGGAGGUCCGAUUUUACCUCCCAUGCUGGCUAUGAAGCCCUGGUGCAACGCUUGCGAGAUGGAAGACAAAUGUGCAAAGAUGUGGAAGAGCUGCUGAGAAUGAGGGCGGCAGCAGAGGAAAAGUACGGGAGGGAACUGGUGACCAUAGCCCACAAAGCUGGAGGACACGCUGAGAUCAGCACUCUGAAAAACUCCUUCGAGCAGCUAAAAACACAGAUGGAGAACAUGGGAAACUUUCACAUCCAACUGUCAGAAGCAUUGAAAGAGGAGGUGAAAAAGGUGGAGGUGUUCAGGGAACGGCAGAAAGAGCAGAGGAAGAAGUUUGAAAGCAUCAUGGAGAAAGUGCAGAAGAGAAAGGUGUCUUUGUUCAGGAAAACCACGGAGUCAAAGAAAAACUAUGAGGUGAGAUGCAAGGAGGCGGACGAGGCCGAACAAACGUCAGAGAAGACCGUCGUUGCAGUCAAAAACGGGGAAAAGGCACGCCACAGGGCCAAGCAAUGCAGACAGGCAGCGUGUGAAGCAGAGAAGUCGUACUUGACCAACAUUGAUCAGCUGGAAAGUGUUCGCCAGGAUUGGGAGGAAACGCACAGAAGCACGUGUGAGGUGUUUCAGCAAAUGGAGACCGAUCGCAUCGGCGUGCUCAGGUGCACCUUGUGGGACCAUUGCAAUCACAUCUCCAUGCAGUGCGUCAAAGACGACGAGUUCUUCGAGGAGGUAAGGAAGCACCUGGAGCACUGCGACAUCAACACAGACAACAACUGUUUCAUUGAGAUGAAAACGACAGGGUGGCACCCACCAGAGCCCAUCGUAUUUGAAAGCUAUUACGAGAGGGACACCACGUCCGGGGACAGAAAUGGCGUCGCCCGCUUCACCGGGGGCAGGGAAGACAUCAUGAGGAGGACCUCGGAUCCUCUACUGGGAGCUUCUGUGGAGAUUGCAGUCGGUCACCCCUCAAUAGUGUCCUCUAGUGGGGAAGAUGGGUCAUAUGCAUCUUUGCUGGGCCUCCAGCAGCCAGCAGUGGACGAGGAUGCCUACGUCGCGCUUUACAACUACACUGCACAGGUGGAAGACGAGCUGACGGUCAAAAGAGGUGACGUGGUUCAGGUCCUGGAGCGCAGCGAGGACGGCUGGUGGACCGUGGCGAGAAACGGGCAGGAGGGACUCGUGCCUGGGAACUAUUUGGGCAAACUCUGAAUAGAUUCACUGUAGGAAAAUGGUCAGAUGAAACUAAAACAUAAGUGAGUUACUGUCCGAAACGGGCAAGUCAACAUACAGUAUAAGGGCUCUAUUUUCAUGGACUGCGCAAGUCUGUGCGGCCUUUUCGAUUGUCGUGCAAGACUCGCUGCUCGAGUUCGCCAGUUUGGCAGGCCGGUAUGUGCCAGGCUGAGCGAAGGGCUGCCCUAGGACAUGCGCCUGGCGGAGUGACAAUUUGGUGUCAGAAAGUCCUUUUCAUACCACGUCUAAAUUUUGACGCACCUAGUAAAACGCAAUUUUGGUGAUUUGGAUUGGGGCACAAGGAGAAAGAUUCUGAGGUUCGCGGACAUGUAUGGUGGAAGCCAAAUGUAUUGCAUACAGAAAUAUGUGAAGCGACCAGCAAACCCUAUGAAUUAUUAUUUUUAUUCUUUAAAUCCUCCCACUGGCCAAGGAGGGGCACAUGAAGGAUUCUGCAUGGAGUGGAGAGAGAUGGUGUGGAAAAGUCUUUGCAUCCUUCCUGAUUUCUUUUGGGGGUUUUUUUUGCAUGUAUUUUUUCUCCCUUAAUGAUAAAAACCUUCAUUGAAAAACUUCAUUGUGUGUUUACUUGUCUUCGACUAAUAUUUAAAUUUGUUUGAAAAUGGGAAACAUUAGCGUGACGAAGAUGCAACAAAAUAAAAAAUCAGGAAGGGGGCAAACACUUUUUUCACACCGCUGUAUUUAAGUCGCCUGCGGUUAUCACCAGCUCAUACUGGAUUUAAUCAUGGUGUCUUUUGCCACACCGGCCAGGAGCCGUGAUAAUGUUCCAGUCAUGCAUGGAUCGCUCUUAGGCACAUCGACAUCUCCAUACGAGACCGCCAUUACGCCGCAUUUAAAGAGAAUGAGAGGAGCCGCCUUUGAUUGGCAAGGGCUUUUUAGAUAUGCCGGCUGUGAACGUCGGAGAAAUAACAAAACCCAGUCUAACCCGCCUCAGCACAGACUUACGCCGCCAGUCGUUUUGGAUUUACGCUGGUCAUGAAGACAGAGCACUUACUGCUAAUUACCAUAUUGAACCUUUUUAUUAACUUUGUAUUCACCUGUUUAAAUCCUUGCUAAAUGACGUUAAAGCACAAAUCUAAAAUAAUUGUAUCUUGAACUAAAACAAUUUUGAUGCAACACUGGUUUAUAAAGGGUCAGAGAUCGCCUUUGUGACAGCAUCCCCUACUUUGGUGGUCAGUGUUGCUAGUCACCUUGAAAAAGUAAUUUAGUCUCUUUACUGAUUACUUGAUUUUAAAAGCAACUAAGUGAGAUUACAAGUUACUUCAUUCGUUACAUUCAGCAGAUGCCAACAAAACCACCUCAACUUAAAAAUGACAACAGGCUUUGCGAGUACUUUAUUGGAAGUGCAUUUUUAACUGGUUAAGAAUGAAGCUUUCAUUAAAAAUAAAGACAGCCUUUUUUUUGACUUAAAGACUUUUUUUUUUUUUUUUUUUUAUAAAUGUCAGACUUUCUGGAUUUCACUCAACAUAAAGGCAUUUUUUUGUGUUGUGUGUAUUGACCUCCCUCAUGGUUAUGAACGUCUGCAAAUGCCUUAUCUGUAGUAAAGCCCUUUAGCAAA